CCGGAAUGUCCCAUGGCAGCAAUUACUGGAUGUACAUUGUCGGGGGUUGUAUCGGGAUCCUUCUAUGUUCUGCAGUGUGUUUCCUGGUCUUUAGGUGUGGUGGCCGCAUUCGUGGUAGCCAUCAACGAAGAGGUGGGUUCCGACAAAGUACGCCUCUACCGCCUGUACCGCCUGUACCCAUCCCGCAUGAUGACCUGUAUGACGAGUUGGAUGUUGGACACUCGGACACCGAUAGCAGACCGUCGGGAUUGGACGAGGCAGGAAACGCGCAUGUUGACUUGUCCAAUAUGGGUGAUGAUAAACACAACAGCGAUUCAUUGAGGGUCAGUGUUUUCGGAAAUGUUUGCCCAAAGUUUCCUGGUCAAGAAACUAAGAGUGAGAUGCCUCAUCUCCAGAUGACAUGGUUGACGGAGACAGGCCCUACUGCUGUAGACGCCAAGGGUCCUGACAAAGCCGCAUCCAUUGAUGUGACAUGCGAUAAUACAUCCACUCACCUUGAUGAGGGACUUCACUUCAACCCAUCUUACACGAGUCUGGGUGGUAGGUCCAGACCUUCGAGGAAUUAUUUAUCUCCAGUCGAGGAAUAUAUUAAAGCGUAACUACCCUUAUGUAGUUUCACCUCAGACCUGAAUGAGCAGGACAUGUUUAUACGGCAAUAUGAAACUCAAGACGAUAUUCACAUGUUUCAAACUGUUGUGCAUUGCAUAUCUGCUUCCCGCUACAUAGCCUUGUAACCCAUGUGUGUAUAUAUACUUUAGGAAGUGAUAGGACAUUCCUUAUUAAGGGUGAAAGAGUGUUGUGAUUCAUAUUAUCGUUAUCCCAACACGGGUACGGUCAAGGCAAGCAUAAUCACUGAAUCACUCACUUCUCCAAACUAAAUUUGUCCUUCAGUGGAUUUAUACAACUGUACAUUGCUACAAGGAUGAUAUUGUGAGAUUUCUCUGAUGUGAAUGGCCCAAAUUUCAAAAGUUUCAACGCAUCUGCAUUCACUCAUUCCUUCAAGUGAUUGAUAUUCUGAGCAACUACCCACGCUAUCGAGGUGCAAUGACAGAACCAACCAAGUCGCAGAGCUUGUGGACAUUUUCUUCGACUCAGACGUCAGACGAGUGCUAGGGAACCAGCAUAACACGGGUUCCGACUAAGCAUCCUCACCUGUCGACUUUACAGACAAUACCAGCACCUUGAGCAUGUACUAGUUGCGUUGAUAUGUGCGCUAUAUAAAUGUCCUAUAAUAAAAAUAAAUGUUCCAGGGUUGAUGUAUCUUCCUGCAUGGAUAUUCAUGGAUAAUUAAUUAUGUGGCGAUAACUAAAUUCUGAUACAUUUGCGCGUGAAUGAUUGUAAUGAAAGUCAG
Molecule: messenger RNA, 1351 nt
Organism: Haliotis rubra (blacklip abalone)
Lineage: Eukaryota; Metazoa; Mollusca; Gastropoda; Lepetellida; Haliotidae
Exons: 2
Coding region: 6-599 (197 amino acids)
Source: RefSeq, a predicted model, not a curated record